CCUUUCUUUAAACAUUGAAGCUCCUCCUUCUCUCUCUCUCUCUCUCCCCCCCUCCCCGUCCCUCCCCGCGCCAUCCACCGGAAGUUCCUUAACUUUUUCUCCAUUUCCCCUUCACAUACGAAUAAAAUACAGUCACUCAAUCACUUCUUAGUCCUUCCAGCUUCUCUAGACUGCGAUCCCAUUAACAAUAUAUAAAAAGAAUUCCAAACAAAACAUCAACCUCCUUUCCCUUUCCCCCUUUUUCUUUAUCAAAAGCAACCCAUUUCGACUCUUCAUCCCAAACUAUACAACGAUGGUAGACGUGGACCGGAGAAUGACCGGCCUUAACCCGGCCCAUAUUGCCGGUUUACGCCGUCUCUCCGCUCGAGCCGCUGCCCCAUCAACUACAACAACACUCCCAGCUCGCAACAGCCUCCUUUCUUUCUCUUCAUUAGCUGAUAAAGUAAUAACCCAUUUGCGCAAUUCUGGUAUCCAAGUCCAGCCCGGUCUUACCGAUUCUGAAUUCGCUCGAUCCGAAGCUGAGUUCGGCUUCGCUUUCCCACCUGACCUCCACGCCGUCCUCUCAGCUGGCCUCCCUGUCGGCGCUGGAUUCCCCGACUGGCGUUCUGCAGGUGCACGCCUCCACCUACGCGCCUCUCUUGACCUUCCUAUCGCUGCUAUUUGCUUCCAAAUUGCACGAAACACUUUAUGGUCGAAAUCUUGGGGCCCGAGACCUUCCGACCCGGAAAAAGCCUUACGGAUCGCUAGAAAUUCGCUUAAAAGAGCCCCUCUUUUGAUUCCCAUUUUUAACCAUUGUUACAUUCCUUGUCAACCAUCAUUAGCGGGUAACCCGAUUUUCUUUGUCGAUGAAAAUCGGAUCUUUUGUUGCGGGUUGGACCUAUCAGACUUUUUUGACCGUGAAUAUCUUUUCCGGAGCUCGAAAUGUGACCCGAUUAUUAUAAAAAAGCAGAAGUCUGUUAGUGAGAAAUCUACUGGUUUAUCCAAUAAUCUCUCGCGGAAGAGUUUGGAUACGGGUCUGGUAAACGGGUCGAGGACACCCAGAUGGGUAGAGUUUUGGAGUGACGCGGUGGUGGACAGGAGGAGGAGGAAUUCAGCAUCGUCUUCGUCGGGAUCUUCGUCGCCGGAACGGUUUUUUGAGAUGCCAAGAUCCGAAAUACCGAGAUGGGUGGGGGAUUAUAUACAGAAAAUCGGGUCGGUUUUGAGAGAAGGCGGGUGGAGGGAGUCCGACAUCGAUGAAAUGGUUCAAGUAUCGGCAUCGGGUUUCUUUGAGGGUGAAAUGGUAAUUUUAGAUAAUCAAGCAAUCCUAGAUGCUUUGCUUUUGAAAGUGGAUCGGUUUUCGGACUCGCUCCGCAAAGCUGGGUGGAGCUCCGAGGAAGUAUCGGAUGCUUUGGGGUUUGAUUUUAGAGCAGAGAAGGAGAGGAAACCGGUGAAAACAUUGUCGCCUGAACUUGUUGAGAAAAUUGGGAAAUUGGCUGAGUCGGUUUCCCGGCGGGGAUUAAAGUGACAUCACAAAUAUCUGCGUGUGUUUUUUAUGUUUUAUUUUUUUCAAGGGUUUCUCGGGGUUGGGUUUUUUUUUUUUUUGUCAGAUAGAAAUGGGAAACUUGAGAAAUUCAUGUAUAUGGGGAAACGAGUUGUACUAUGAAUUGAAGCGAAUGAAAGACUUGCAAGGGAGAAAGGAAAAGGAGAAGUUCCAAUCUCUAUA
Molecule: messenger RNA, 1702 nt
Organism: Populus euphratica (Euphrates poplar)
Lineage: Eukaryota; Viridiplantae; Streptophyta; Magnoliopsida; Malpighiales; Salicaceae
Exons: 1
Coding region: 293-1504 (403 amino acids)
Source: RefSeq, a predicted model, not a curated record